AUGGUGAUAGGAUGCAAGUUCAGCAAGGAUGAUGAGUCACCUUUAGUUGAUCAGAUAAUGUAUGGAUCCAUGAUCGGGAGUUUAUUGUACCUGACUGCAUCACGACUAGAUAUCUUGCAAGUUGUAUGCAUGGUUGCAUGCUAUCAAGCCAAUCCAAAGGAGUCACAUGUUGCAGCAGUUAAGCGGAUAUUUCGAUAUCUUAGAGAGACCAUGGAGCACGGUUUAUGGUACCUCAGGGGGAGUGACUUCACACUUACUGCAUACUCACAUGGAGAUUGGGCAGGCAGUGUAGAUGAUCGUAAGAGUACUAGUGGUGGAGCUUUCUACUUAGGCAACAAUUUGGUUGCGUGGCACAGUAAGAAGCAAGAAUCGGUAUCUCUAUCAACGGCAGAGGUAGAGUACAUAGUGGCAACAUUAUGUCGUACACAGAUCUUAUGGAUGCUACAGAUGCUGAAGGAUCUAUGUGUUGAGCACUACCUCGGUCGUCCCCUCUUCCUUGGGAGUUUUGGUGGUGGGCCAUUGUCCCAUGCUUCUUGGACCGCCGCUGGUCAUUCGGAGGUUGGGACCUUAUGGGGGAGCCCCGUUGUUGGAUAG
Messenger RNA from Telopea speciosissima, 594 nucleotides. Its product is annotated as secreted RxLR effector protein 161-like. The transcript has 2 exons. The record is from RefSeq and is a predicted model, not a curated record. Lineage: Eukaryota; Viridiplantae; Streptophyta; Magnoliopsida; Proteales; Proteaceae. The coding region runs from base 1 to 594 and encodes 197 amino acids.